Messenger RNA from Trichoderma atroviride IMI 206040, 2959 nucleotides. The record is from RefSeq and is a predicted model, not a curated record. Lineage: Eukaryota; Fungi; Ascomycota; Sordariomycetes; Hypocreales; Hypocreaceae.
CUCACGCUCACACUCUCUUUUUCUUCCCCUUCUCAUUCCCUCACACACACAUUCACGUAACGCACGUCUCGCCUUCGCGAUCAAUCCCCUCCUCUUAUUCCCCCAUAUAGGAGUCUGUGUGUCGUCGCUGCUUCUCGCGACCAUCAACGAGGGUUUCAAGAACGGCUGGCAGUUCUCCCGACGAUCCAUCAAUAAACUCACAUCGUCCCGGCCGACGACGCCUUCGAGCCUGCGAGCCAUUUAAUUACCGACUUCGGUCCAAUCCAACUCAUUAGUCAUUCUUUUUUAAUUUACGUACCGUUACGAUGCCUCAGUAUACCUCCCGUGAUGUCGGCGACCCGACCCAGAUCAAGAAGACGAAGCAGUCCAUGGCAGACCUCAAGCUUAGGCGCCUAACGGAGCUGAACAACAGGCUGCGUGAGGAUCUGGACCGGGAACGCAUUCCCGUCAGCACCGCCUCCAAGAGCAUAAUCGCGUACUGCAAUGGUACAAGAGAUUACAUGGUCCCUUCAGUAUGGGGAACUGUGCCCAAGGGCGAGGACCCCUAUGCACCACAACAAUCCGGCGGCUGCUGUGUUAUCAUGUAAUUCCGUUUCUCCCCAGAGGUGGAAGAAUGACCAUCGAUGACGUUUCAAUUGGGCGGGAUUUUUGACGCGGCUUUUUCACUUUUAUUUCUUCCUCUUGUGUGAUAUGGGUUUUUUUAUUAUUCUCUCUUUUAUUUUACAACGCGACGCGGCUGGGAAUCAGACAGCCAGCGACGGAUUCGCCGACGUCGACACACCACCAAACAAACAACACACCUGAUCCGGAAAGGCCUUUACGAGAAACUAGACGGGACUCUGAGCUGGAUCGACGCAGUCUCAAAUGAUUAUACCAAUGCUAGAGAGGGGAGGGGGCGGUGGGAGGGAGGAAGCAAAAGUCGCCUGGGGAUCGAGCAAAGGCCCCGCGCUCCCUUUUCUCUACGAGUUUAUUUUUUCAAGCUCUCUCUUACUUUUUAAUAAAGCAGUCGAGUGGUUUCAUCUAGGACAGGAAGGAGGAAAGAGAUAUAUCCAACGAUGAGAAAGAAGGAAAAGAAAAGGGUCUACGGUGGAUUGGGAAGCCGGCUCUUAUAUCUUUGUCUUUUUUUUAGCAUGUAUUAAUUCCCGUUUUUUCUCUAUGGUCCUUCUCUUCUUAAAUCGAAAUGGCCCCCCCUGUACACUUUUUCUUCUUCUCUUUUUUUCCAACCAUUCCAACUUGUUUUGCCGUUUUCCACAUUUAGAUUCGUUUCCCUUUUCCCGUGUGCCGGAGAUGGAUGGAGAGUCACAGCGCGGUAGCAUAUGGUGAUUUGCGAGAUAUUUUCACAUAUAUUCCCCUUUGGAAGUUGAGCUGAAGUGGCCGGCUGGGAGAUUGUCGUGUAUAAUGUCGCUUGUAAUGCGAGUGGGCGUAGAUAAUUUAACGGCCGAGUUUUGAACAAGGGUGGCAUUUUAUUUAUUUUCCUCCGUGAAGAGAUACCUAAUCAAGAUAUCCUAUAAUAAUACUGACGAUGUAAUAUCAAUUCUCAGGUAUAAGACUCCUCUUUUUUUUUUUCUUUCGCCAACGUUCCUCUUUUGUGUUGGUUGACAUCUUAACGUGAGUCUUCAUGGGCAAAUUAAUGGCGCGACGCUGCCCGUUUAGCUGUUGUGUACAGGUAGUGGUUAGUUGGCGAUACCCUGUACCUGUGUCCGAAACGCGUGCUGCCUGUUUGUCGCUCGCAAGCAAUGAAGCGAAAUAUUGGGGAUGAUUAAUGGAGUAAAUAAUCAUCUCAUUACGAAACAGGGCGUUUACAGGGAGAUUGCCAUUCUUCUGGUGUGCUGUUGAAAACUGCCUUUUUGCGUCAACAAAGCAAAAUAGAAACGAUUUCUCGCUAGCCAUCAUGGGCACGUGAGGGUGUGCUGUUGUAAUUUUCUCAAGCCUCAAAGUUUGCUUCCCAGCUCUUCAUUGCUCAUUGAGUACUUUGAAAAUUAUGAGGUACAAAGCAGAAAAUAUCAGGUAUACAAAAUCGUUCCAUUCGUUGCAGUAAUAUUCAACGCCCCAGUUCCUGCAAACGCAAAACGUCGCUCAAUUGUACGGUCUAAAUGUACAAAUAGAAACCAACAUUCCCCACAUAAUCCCAAGCAACUCUUAGUAAACCAAAUCGGAACUUCUGCCAAGGUUUGGUUAACUUUUGACAAUAUCGCCUCAAUCUCACGCAAGACAAAACCACUCAUCCUCUUUUUCCAUAUACUAGUCCAACUUCCUCAUCUCCAUCCAAAUUUCCUUCAAUUCCCCUCCGUAAAACAAACUUGAAUUCUCGAAGAAACUAUAAAAAAACCAAGAGCAUCACCCGCCAUGUCUACUGCUAUUUCUUCUCCACCGCCCGCACAGCUUCUUCAGCAGGGCGCCGUCCUGGCACCUUUACCACGCAUAACGAUCCAGUUUUGCACUCAGUGCAAAUGGAUGCUGCGAGCUGCCUACUACGCUCAAGAACUCCUCUCCACAUUCUCCCUCUCCCUCGGCGAAGUCGCCCUCCAGCCCUCCACCGGCGGAACCUUUAUCGUCACAAUCUACCACCCUUCCGCAUCUCCUUCAGAGUCCUCAGAACCGCCAGUCAUCCAAUCCACUGUCCUCUGGAACCGCAAAACAGACCAAGGCUUCCCCGAGACAAAGGAGCUCAAACGCCGCGUCAGGGACGUCAUUGAGCCGGGGAGGGAUCUGGGCCACGUUGAUCGGGACCAUCGUCGGCCUGCUGCUGCUGCUGCUGCGGAGUCCAAGACUAUAGUAGAAGGAGACGCAAACAAGGAAGAACAAGUUGACAAGAAGAAGCAAGGAUCAGCAGCUUCUGGAGCUGGCGUUGUAUGCGAAGAUUGUAAUUAAAGCCGCCCAUAAAGCGGGCAGUGAAUUGUUAUAAUGAAAGCAAACAAGUACGGCACAUGUCGCAAUAAAUCUGCUUCCUCUUGAGUUG